This is a messenger RNA of Bactrocera oleae (olive fruit fly), 510 nucleotides long. The record is from RefSeq and is a predicted model, not a curated record. Lineage: Eukaryota; Metazoa; Arthropoda; Insecta; Diptera; Tephritidae.
AUGUUUCACCCACUAAGCAAUAAAGAAUGCUUCAUAAAAGUUUUCCUUGUCAUAUCCACAGUGACGGUUGUGUUGGCGGAGCCAAUGGAGAUCGUCUCGCAGAAUGAACAAUCACAACCGUUUAUAUUUAUUGAGAGAAUGAAAGCGGCGCCAGGGCGGGCACUCGAAGCUCAAGUCAAUCCUAAUUUUUCGCGAUUAUAUGUAAUGUGGCCAAAACUUCUGAUACGUGUAACGUCCGAGUGGCAACAGUCUGUAUUGGCGAAGAGUUUUGGCAUAGCGAAGGUGCCAAACGAGCAGGAAAUGGCGCAUUACAAUUAUGAACGCCACAAUUUAAGAAAUAUGGCUGCAGAAGUUGCAAUGGAGAAUCGCAUCAUUAACGUCGUUGUCACACUGAUGCAAAUACUAUUGGCCUUGGAUAUUGCCAUACUUGUGGUCUUCAUCAUAAUGCUGCUCAGCUACUUUUGCAAAACUAAGAAACCCAAGCAAGAGGUGGAUGUGGUGAAGGCGUAG